AUGAAUGAUGAUAACGAUAAGCAGAGGGCGGAGUUACAGACCAGAUUGAAGGCCAAAAUAUGGUGCAGCAUUGAGAAUCAAGUUAAAGAGGAAUUACAAACGAUGAAUAGUGGGAGCACGCGGAUCACGGUUAGUAAUAAAUUUAUUAAUUCAUUAAUGGAAUUGUGCUAUUUACAAUUAGACAAUCUUGGAUCAGAUUUAGAACGAUUUGCGCAUCAUGCCGGCAGAGAAACCAUCACGCAAGAAGAUAUGAUGUUGUUUCUGCGUAAGACACCGAUAUUGCAAGAGAUGGUUUCCGACAUCACGACCGAUGAAUGA
Molecule: messenger RNA, 318 nt
Organism: Naumovozyma castellii
Lineage: Eukaryota; Fungi; Ascomycota; Saccharomycetes; Saccharomycetales; Saccharomycetaceae
Gene: MHF1
Product: Mhf1p
Exons: 1
Coding region: 1-318 (105 amino acids)
Source: RefSeq, a predicted model, not a curated record